CUUUGGCCUCCUGACCCAGACAGAGCCAGGCGCUAGGGAGCCUGUGGCCGAGCCCGGGUCGCGCCGCCCCCAGCCUCGGGGCCGAGAGCCAAGAGUUCGAGGCCUCCCCGAUCCGGAUAUGAUGAAAAGGAGCCACAGAGGGAGAAGUGUUUCUGGAGUAAAGGCGCGCUGUAAGGGGGAAAGAGAGGCAGAGGGGAAAGAGUCCCCCUCGGAGGGGAGCCAGCGGGGCUGAGCUGGCUGGAAAGAGGAGGCGGGGAGCGCCCGGCGAGAGGAACGGCGGCUGCCGCUGUUGCCGCCACUGCGGUGUGCGCUGAGCGGGAGGGAGGAGGGGAGGGACGCCCAGGGGUGGCCGCCGUCGGGCCAGCGCGACCCACGGCCCCUGCCGGAGCCUCGCUAACUUUCCGAGGCGGAAGAGGAGGAGGAGGAAGGGGCUUUGAGUGAGUUGGGGGGAUGCCGAGAAGCGGUCAGUUGUCUGCGCCCAACAUCUCCAAGCCUUUAGUGCGUCCGCCCCGCAGGGCGGCGAGCUAGGCGGAGGCGCGGCGAGGGCUCCGUGAAGCGGCCCAUGUCCGGCGCGGGUGAAGCCCCCGCUCCCGGGCCCCAGCUCGGGGCCGAGGCGGGCGGUGGCCGGCUGGGCGCCGCGGCCCAGGAAAAAUGUGAUAAAGAAAAUACUGAGAGAGAUAUAACUCAAGCCACUGAUAGCUGCUUCACACAUGGAGAGAUGCAAGACCAGUCCAUUUGGGGAAAUUGUUCGGAUGACGAACUCAUCAGAACCCAACCUCAGCGCUUGCCUCAGCUUCAAACUGCAGCACAGGAAAGUGAGGAGGAAAUAAGCAAGAUAAAGAACGGCCACCGAAGUCUGAGCAAUGGAAAUGGAAUCCACCACGGGGCCAAACAUGUAUCUGCAGAGAAUCGAAGACUUUCAGCACCCGUUUCUCAAAAAAUGCAUAGAAAAAUUCAAUCCAGCUUGUCUGUAAACAGUGACAUCAGUAAGAAGAGUAAAGUAAAUGCUGUCUUUUCUCAAAAGACAGGCUCUUCACCUGAAGAUUGCUGUGUCCACUGUAUCCUGGCCUGCCUGUUCUGUGAAUUCCUGACCCUCUGCAAUAUUGUCCUGGGACAAGCUUCGUGUGGCAUCUGCACCUCAGAAGCCUGCUGCUGUUGCUGCGGAGAUGAAAUGGGAGAUGACUGUAACUGCCCUUGUGACAUGGAUUGUGGCAUCAUGGAUGCCUGUUGUGAAUCAUCAGACUGUUUGGAAAUCUGUAUGGAAUGCUGUGGAAUUUGUUUUCCUUCAUAAAUAUUUAUCUUCUGUUUGCAUUAAAACUGGAGAGUGUUUUAAAAUUUUUCUUUUAAGGGGAAAGGAAAGCACGUGGUAAGAUUCUCAUCAAACAAUCCAGUAUUUACACUGUUAACUCAUUAUUUUAGGAAAUCUCUGAGAGCCUUUUUUUUCCUCUAACCAAAUCUACAUGGUUUAAUAUGUGAAAUUUUAACUACUUUUAGACUUCUUAAUAGGUUACAGUGACUGAGGGACAUUUUGAC
Messenger RNA from Kogia breviceps (pygmy sperm whale), 1533 nucleotides. RefSeq names its product MyoD family inhibitor domain containing (gene MDFIC). Gene Ontology annotation, molecular function: transcription factor binding. Gene Ontology annotation, biological process: positive regulation of viral transcription; negative regulation of DNA-templated transcription. Lineage: Eukaryota; Metazoa; Chordata; Mammalia; Artiodactyla; Physeteridae. The record is from RefSeq and is a predicted model, not a curated record. Gene Ontology annotation, cellular component: nucleus; cytoplasm.